This is a messenger RNA of Paramecium sonneborni, 1317 nucleotides long. The record is from the annotation of a GenBank genome assembly. Lineage: Eukaryota; Ciliophora; Oligohymenophorea; Peniculida; Parameciidae.
AUGAAUCCUUCAAAAGUUUUAUAGAUUUAAGUAAUAUAAUUGUAUUAUGUUUAUUGUAAGAGAUUAUAAUCAAGAAGGGGUUAAUUUUAAAGUAAUGAUAGAUUAUUUUUUGUAAGAAUAGGCUUUCAAUAUAGGAAUGUAAGAAUAAUUCCUAGAAUUAGUAGUAAAACUGUAAUGAAAUCAAAAAAAUUAGAUUUAGGAGAUAACAAAGAAGAUUAUAUAAUUUUAUGCACUAAAACAGAAUUGGAGUUUAUUGAAAAUUUAGAAAAUAUAAACCUUUUGUAUUUAUUUGUUUAUUUUAGAAUUCAAGAGCUUCUUGAAAGAAUCAUUUAUUAUAAAAAAAUAAAGAAACAAGAUUACUUAAAAAUAAAAAUAUGUGUUUGGAUAUCAUAUUAGAUGUUUGUAAUUAAUAUUAUUAAAAUAAACAACUUGAUCAUUAUUUUCUUAAUAAAUUUGAGGUUAGACUUAAUAUAAUAAUUAUAAUUCCAAUCCAACUAAAGAUUUCAAUUUCUUAUUUUAAUAUUAGUAUAUCUAAUAAUAAAUUAAAUAUAAUUUAUGAUUCUCCAAUUAAUGAUUAUUAUGUAACAUUUCCAAUCAUGACAGAUCUAUUCAUAGAUAAUUAUCCUAAACAACCUAAGGUUCCAUUAAGUAAUAAUAAAAGAGCUUCUUUAAAUGUUACAGCUUUAAAUGGUUCUAUUGAAAAGUAAAAUUAAAAUAUAAUUGAAGUGAUAAUUCCAAAAAGUGAAUAAUAUUAUAAAAUAGCUAAACAACUGACUUCUUUAGAGAGUGUACUAAUCAAUACUUAAACAAAUGAGGUAGCAAUAGCAGUAAGAAGAGCUAAACAUAAUCCAAAAAAGUUUAGGUAUGUAAAUUCAUCGUUAUUUUAAUCAAAUAAAAUAGGGGGUUUGGUCAGUAAAAUUAUGCCUAAUAAACAAAAAACGAUUUCUAGUAUUGUUCUCUUUGUAAUUGUUUCUUUUUUAAGGAUGUAGGCUAAUAUAAAAGUUGUCCAUAACGGGUUAGUUUUAAUUAAUACUACUGCCUCUGAUAUAGCAACAAGUUUGAAUGAUAAAAGACAACACAUUAAUCCAAGACUUCCUAUAAAUCCUCUAGCAAUUAGUUUUCUAAUUAUCCUACUUUAACAAGGAUAUGUAUUAUUAGAUAUGAAACUUUAUAACAUUUGAACAACAAUCAAAGCCAAAACAGAUCUCCAGUAUAUAAUUUAUGUAGCUGGUAUUCCUUCAAGAUAUUUUACACUGAAAGAGCUAAAUGCAAAACAUAAACUUGAAAGAAUUGUAUAUACUGAUGGCGUAAUAAGUG